This is a messenger RNA of Lotus japonicus, 881 nucleotides long. RefSeq lists its product as uncharacterized. Lineage: Eukaryota; Viridiplantae; Streptophyta; Magnoliopsida; Fabales; Fabaceae. Gene Ontology annotation, molecular function: deSUMOylase activity. Gene Ontology annotation, cellular component: nucleus. Gene Ontology annotation, biological process: protein desumoylation. Bases 46 to 876 code for a protein of 276 amino acids. The transcript has 5 exons. The record is from RefSeq and is a predicted model, not a curated record.
UAAAUUUAAAAUUUUCAGAAUUGUCCAUCAUCAAAAGGGAAUGAAAUGAAGGAUAAAAGCAAGGCAGAGGAGAAUGACAAAGACAAGGCGGAAGAGAAGGACAAAAAUCAGGUGAAACCAUUGAUUGUGAAAGAGAAGGUGAUGGAAACAAGAUGCACAAGGGAAUCUGUUGCAUCGCCAAAUCAACACAGGUCUCACAUUGGGAUAAGUGCCAAUCAACUUAACAGUUGUACUUUUCUCAACAUAUAUUCAGAAAAGGUUCUUAUUCAAGGGAAACAAAUUAAAAUACCAAUAGAUCAAAAAAUAUUCCAUGAUGUUUAUAUGAAGAUUGAGCAUAUUGGUCGUGAGGAAGUCCGUGAAAUCACUGGGCAUGGUGAAUUAAGUGCUUCAGCAGUUUGUGUUUAUAUGAGGUUCUUAUUUGAUCACUGUGUGGCUGAAAACUUGACUGAGAAAUUUGCCUUUUUGAGUCCUCAUCGAACGGCACAUGGGCUGACCAAUCAAAGCCAAUAUAUUUCAGAUGCAAUUAUGGCAAAUGCACACCCAAACCAAUUAUAUCUUGCACCGGUCAAUAUAGGGGCACAUUGGGUGUUGGUUGUGAUCAAUGCCACUACAGGGACCUUAUUUUACUUGGAUCCUAUACAUGGUAGUUUGAAUCAACGCAAAGUCAUGAAAGAGAUGUUUGAUAAUGCAAUGAUGAUCUACCGUGCUAAUUGCAAUGACAAGAGGAUUACAUGGUCCAAAGCCAAAUGGAAUACUAUAAAGUGCCCUGCCCAAACAAAUUAUAUAGAUUGCGGGUACUAUGUACUAAGCUUUCUAAAGGAGAUAAUUGCGCACAAAAAAUCUACAAUUCCACAAGCGGUAUGGAACUUUGACUAAAUUCU